CAGCAUUCAGUAAACGGAAAAGUAGGAUUCAUCCUCUACACUCCGUCUCCGAACUCUCAUUCCGCUUGUCAUCUUUCGCUUUUGGCAGGCGGCAGUACGAAACUGUAUUAGCGUUUUUAUCUUCGCGCAUCAAAAUGUCGGCUGAAAUGUUAGCAAUGAGCGAAUACGGCCGUGAUCCUCGGAAGCAUCAUUUCAGCCCUUACGCUGACAAUGGAGGAACCACCAUUGCUAUUGCUGGUGAUGACUUUGUCAUGGUUGGCAGUGACACCAGGCUGACAAAUUAUAGUGGCAUUCUCAGCCGAAACCAGACAAAAGUUUUCCCCCUCACCGAGAAGACAAUGAUUGCCUCAACUGGCUGCUGGGCAGAUGUUCUCUCCCUUUACAAGGAUCUUCAAGCCAAGUUAACGCUGUAUUCCCAAGAACACCAUGACGAGAUGUCCACUCCCGCCAUUGCUCAGCUGGUAUCCACAGUGCUCUACUGGCGCAGGUUCUUCCCAUACUACGUCUCCAACAUGGUUAUCGGGCUUGAUGAAGAUGGAUCAGGUGUGGUGUAUCACUACGACCCUGUGGGCCACAUGGAAAAGCUUCGUUUCAGUUCAGCUGGAGCAUCAGUAGCACAGAUACAACCUCUGCUUGAUAAUCAACUCGGUGCCCUCAACAUGAAAGACGCCGUGCCUCCUAAGGUUACUAAGGCUCUGGCGCACCAGUUGAUGCAUGACGCAUUCAUCUCGGCUGCAGAACGAGACGUCAAGACCGGCGACUCGUGCAUCAUCUACACCGUCACCAAAGACGGCGUCGCUGAAGAGCAGGUCAAGCUUAGGAGAGAUUAGCUCGCACUCAACUCAACGCGUUACGCUCUGAGCGAAGUAAUGUUGUUUACGUACAUUUUUUAACAA
This is a messenger RNA of Hyalella azteca, 896 nucleotides long. It is a transcript of the gene Prosbeta6, whose product is annotated as proteasome subunit beta type-1. Gene Ontology annotation, cellular component: proteasome core complex. The coding region runs from base 135 to 830 and encodes 231 amino acids. NCBI's taxonomy places the organism in Eukaryota, Metazoa, Arthropoda, Malacostraca, Amphipoda, Hyalellidae. The transcript has 5 exons. The record is from RefSeq and is a predicted model, not a curated record.